AUGGAGCGGGAGCCCCGCGCCAGGGUUGCACUGGUGUCCGAGCGGUGCGGCCGCGGGCCUUUCUCCCGCCACCGCCGCCCGGGGCUGCUGCUCCCCGGCCUCUGGCUGCUGCUGCUCGCCGGGCCGGCCUCGUGCGCCCCAGAUGAACUCUCCCUGGAACACCACAGCCAUCCUUUACACCCCUCAGAGUUCCUGCCAGAGACAAGCAUUAUGCACAGUGCUGCACAAGUGGCCUUAUCAGAGACUGUUCCCGGGUCCCAGCCAAGCAUCUCUGUCCUUGUCCUCUCCUCUCCAUCUGCUACUGCUUUUGAUACAGCCCUUUUAAGCCAGAGACAACAGACUCAAAGUACAGCGGAACACAGCGUCUUUGAGGCAAAUUACGGGUCUGUGACGAGUAAUGAGGUGGCCCUUGAUGAGGAGGAGAUGGAUAACUUUUUGCCAGACGCUCAAUGGACCUCUUCACGGGUGGUCUCCCCAGUGCAGUAUAACACACCGAGCCCACCGGAGCCAUCCCAGGAAAUGCUGGAGCCUGGCACGACCCCAUCACUACCCACCAUUUCUUUGCAGGAUGAAAUGCAGUCCGGAUGUCAGAACACAGCGCAACAGGCAACUGUAUAUGUGGAGCCGUCCACAUAUUUCGGCACUUCUUGGUCAGCUUUUCUCACGUCUACGGGCAUCAUUCCAACUCCUACUAGGAAUUCGGUGCUUCAUCCUACGGAAAUUCACAGCCAGUUAUCAAGCAAGGCUUUGCCAGAGACGAUCGCUUCUGUAACAGAGGACACAGAAAACCUCUUUUCCAGCUCCUGGAUUUCAGUGUCUCAGCCAUCAGUUGAUGGCAUGACUCAUCAGCCAUCUGUUCUCCUGUGGGAGGUCUCACAGCCUCUAGUGGGUGUCCUGGCCACAAGCACAGACAGAUACCCUAAUGAGACCACUGCUUGGAGUGAACAUCUAGAGGAAGCCAUCGCUCUCAGAGCACACCCCAGCGUAACCACGUCACCCACAGACCCUGCUUUUAGUAGUCUGACUUCUGCUUUAUUUUCAAGCCUGCUUUCAUCUGUGUCCUUUGCUACCCAGUUACGUGGUGAUCCAGAUAACUCCUCCCUCUCGAGUGCGGCCAGGGAAUCAUGGUACAGCUCCACGGUCCCCCGUUUUACUGACCAUCCUCAUGUCCUGAGCCCCGAGGCUUCCCUGAGACCACACACGAGGUGUGUGUCUUGUAUUGCCUCAUCAUCUCAGCAAGAACUGGUCAGGAGCCUCACAGAGAAGGAGAUGGGAUCAGGGGACAGGCUGGAGACUUUGUCUACUGCCUCAGUAGAGGCAACCCAUCUUUCUCCAUUGAGCAGCGUGGGCACGGACCUCUCUGAGCUUGAAGAUCCUCAAGAAUUUAAUACGCUUUUCCCUUCCAGACCUGUGGUUUCCUUUUCUUCCAGAUCUGUGGGGCUGUGGAAAGCCAGCACGGAUGUGUCACCUGAGGUGGAUGUGAGUGGCAUUGCCACGACACAGGUGUACCCUUCCCACGGCCGCCUCUCCACACCCAACUCACUUGAUUCGAUUUUUGGCUUCUCUGUCACCAAUGAUCUAGUGAUGUCAUCCAGUGUGACCCAUCUGUUAUCCUCUGUCAUCCCCAGCACCUAUUUUGACUCAUCUUUCUCCUUGACUGCAAAUCAGAACACUCCAUCCCUUCCAGCUGGAAACCCAAGCCUUCUUACCUCUUACAGUCUGGUCCCCUCAGCACAGUCUAACGUUUUCUCUGACCCAGCACCUACCAGCUCUCUGGAACUCGAGUCUGGAAGUCUUUUGGAUUUCACAUCCAGCUUUUACUCAACUCCGGCCCUGGACUUGAGCACUCCGGCUCUUUCACGGUCAGGCGCUCUUGCUUUUCCAUCUUUGUUGUCAAGCGACCCACCAACCUUCUUUUCUCAAACUUUUUCCACCGUGGCUGAGACAUUAUCAUUGUCCAACUCUAUGAAUUUGCAAUCACCUCAGUUCUCUGUUCUUAAUCCCACCAAUCUAGAGCCGUCUCAGCCAUGGUCAAGUGCAGACCUUCUCCUGAACACAAUCGCUGUCCUUCCUAGUCAUCCCGAGAUGCCCCCACCUUCAAGCUCCCCCGCUGAAUCUCUCAAGUCCGCCGAAGCAUCGAGAGUUUCACUGAGAGAAUCCAAUGUUCAUCUUACCUCAUCUUUCUCUGAAACUACCUCUGCCUUUGAAUUUUCACACAUUCCUCAUGAACCCACAGUCAGCACACAGGUGCCCUCCAGCUUGGAGCCCACCCUGGGCAUCUCCACAGCUGGGACUCAUGGGACAUCACUGCCAACUGUUUUCCAUUUGACACCCAUUUUAACUGAGUCAUCUCCAUUCUUGACUCUGACACCGGCCGAUGGCAGUGUGCAUGUGACAGACCAUCACACACCAGUCUUAGCUACAUCCUCCAGUGUCAUUCCAACCAGCACAGAAUCGAUCUCUGACCCGUACCUGUCAGCUUCCUCACCACUUGUUUCUGAAGUAAGCCCUUCACCUCCGCCCACAAAGCCAGUCAUGGGCUCAUCAUUGACACCCACAGAUUUACCACCCAGUACUUCCCCAGAACCAAGUACAUCCCCAGAACCAAUCGUGCCCAACACCAGCACAGCCCCUGGUGAUACUGUGGACUCUGCUCUGAACAGCGAGCCUAUGAGUCAGAACCCUCAGGGGAACAGUGCACCCCCUUCCCAACCCUCCCUCGGUCCUGUCACCACCUCCACGCUUGAAGCCACAGUUGGUACACCAGCACUGGCCACAGCCAAGCCGCCAUAUGUGUGUGAUAUUACAGUUCCCGAUGUCUAUUUGAUCACAACUGUGCUGGCCAGACGAGCCGUGCAGGAGUACAUCAUUACAUCAAUUAAAGAAGUGCUGAGAAUUCACUUCAACCGCGCAGUGGAGCUAAAGGUCUAUGAACUGUUCACAGACUUCACAUUUCUGGUAACAUCUGGUCCUUUUGUUUACACGGCGAUAUCAGUCAUUAACGUUCUCAUCAACAGCAAACUUGUGCGUGACCAAACUCCUUUAAUCUUGUCUGUGAGACCGUCUUUCCUCGUGCCAGAUCCUAGGUUUCAAGUUCAAACAGUGCUUCAGUUUGUGCCUCCGAGUGUGGAUACUGGCUUCUGCAACUUCACUCAGAGCAUUGAGAAAGGCCUGGUGACAGCUCUCUUUGAAGUGAGGAAACACCAGGGGACAUAUAACCUCACAGUACAGAUUGUGAAUGUCACCAUUGCUUCUUCGAGGGUGGCUCCCCGGAGGGGCCCAGUGAAUAUUAUCUUUGCUGUUAAAGGCUCGCAAGGUUUUCUGAAUGGGUCGGAGGUGAGCGAUCUACUGAGGAACCUGACGGUGGUGGAGUUCAGCUUCUACCUGGGGUACCCGGUGCUGCAGAUAGCUGAGCCCUUCCAGUACCCACAGCUCAACUUAUCUCAGUUACUGAAGUCCUCUUGGGUCAGAACAGUCCUCCUGGGUGUAGUGGAGAAGCAGCUCCACAAUGAAGUGUUUCCAGCCGAGAUGGAGCGGAAACUGGCCCAGCUGCUCAGUGAGGUGCCCACCAGAAGACGCAUGUGGCGGAGGGCCACCGUAGCUGCUGGGAACAGCGUGGUACAGGUGGUGAACGUGUCCAGGCUGGAGGGAGACGACAAUCCGGUACAGCUCAUCUAUUUUGUGGAGAAUCAAGAUGGCGAGAGACUCAGUGCAGUCAGGUCUGCAGAUCUGAUCAACAAGGUAGACCUCCAGAGGGCAGCCAUCAUCCUGGGGUACCGGAUUCAAGGCGCCAUUGCCCAGCCCGUGGACAGGGUGAAGAGGCCAUCCCCGGAGUCACAGAGCAGCAACCUAUGGGUCGUAGUUGGCGUGGUCAUUCCCGUGUUGGUGGUCACUGUAAUUGUUGUCAUCCUCUACUGGAAGCUGUGCCGCACGGACAAGCUAGACUUCCAGCCUGACACGGUGGCCAACAUACAGCAGCGGCAGAAGUUGCAGAUCCCCAGCGUGAAAGGCUUCGAUUUUGCUAAGCAGCAUCUGGGUCAACACAAUAAAGACGACAUACUGAUUAUUCAUGAGCCAGCACCACUGCCAGGACCUGUGAAGGACCACACCACACCCUCUGAAAAUGGAGAUGUGCCGAGCCCAAAGUCAAAGAUCCCUUCCAAGAACAUCCGACACAGAGGGAGAGUUUCCCCUUCAGAUGCCGACUCCACCGUCAGCGAGGAGUCCAGCGAGAGGGAUGCGGGAGAGAAGACGCAGGCUACCGCCCCUGAGAACAAGGCCCACAGAGCUCCUCAGAGCGGCGGCCCCCUGCCCAGUUCAGGCAAUGAGCAGCAUUCCUCAGCCUCCAUCUUCGAGCACGUGGACAGGAUUUCCCGAACCUCGGAGGCCAGCCGGCGGGUCCCCAGUAAGAUCCAGCUUAUUGCCAUGCAGCCUAUCCCAGCUCCGCCAGUGCAGCACCCUGUCCCAGCCGACCGAGUGGCAGAGACCAACAAAAUCAACAAGGAGAUCCAGUCGGCGCUGCGCCACAAGUCGGAGAUAGAGCAUCACCGCAACAAGAUUCGCCUGCGUGCCAAACGCCGAGGCCACUACGAGUUCCCGGUGGUGGAUGACCUGUCUUCCGGUGACACCAAGGAGCGACACCGAGUAUACCGCCGGGCACAGAUGCAGAUUGACAAGAUCCUGGACCCUGCAGCCAGUGUGCCCUCUGUGUUCAUAGAGCCCAGGAAGAGUUCACGGAUGAAACGUUCUCCUAAGCCACGCCGGAAACACCAGGUCAAUGGCUGUCCUGCUGAUGCAGAGAAGGACAGACUCAUCACCACAGACAGUGACGGCACAUACAAGCGACCCCCGGGUGUGCACAACUCUGCCUACAUUGGAUGCCCAUCUGAUCCUGACCUCCCAGCCGAUGUCCAGACGCCCUCCUCUACAGAGCUGGGCAGGUAUCCCGGCCUGCCCUUCUCAGCCUCUCAGUACAUCCCACCUCAGCCAUCCAUCGAGGAGGCACGCCAGACCAUGCACUCCCUCCUGGAUGACGCCUUCGCCCUUGUGGCUCCCAGCAGCCAGCCCACCAAUGCUGUGGGAGCAGGUUCUGGGGUGCCUGCCAGCCUGCCUGUGAAUAGCACCCCUUCCAGGGAUGAAAGGCGAGCCACGCAGUGGGGGUCCUUCUACAGUCCAGCUCAGACGGCCAACAACCCGUGCAGCAGAUAUGAAGACUAUGGGAUGACUCCCCCAUCGGGCCCAUUGCCAAGCAGACCUAGCUUUGGCCCAGGGUUGCUGCCGUCUUCAGAGUUGGUCCCCCCUGAACUCCCACAACCACAGUCAUCAACUGAUGCUCCGUAUGCUGCCCGAGGGAUCUACUCAGAAGAGAUGCCGUCAGUGGCCCGGCCUCGGCCUGUUGGGGGCACCACAGGCUCCCAGAUCCAGCAUCUGACACAGGUGGGAAUUGCAAGCAGAAUUGGGGCCCAACCAGUAGAAAUUCCUGCCGGCAGAGGCAGCCAGUAUGGGGGACCAGGCUGGACUGUAUACGGGGAGGAGGAAGCAGGACGAAGAGAAGCCACCCACAUGCUCGGACAUCAAGAGUAUUCUUCUCCACCGCUGUUUCAGGUGCCAAGGACUUCGGGCAGAGAGCCCUCAGCCCCUCCCGGGAACCUCGCCCACCGAGGGCUGCAGGGCCCUGGGCUGGGUUACCCCACCAGCUCCACAGAGGACCUCCAGCCCGGCCACUCCUCCGCCUCCCUCAUCAAAGCGAUCCGAGAGGAGCUCCUGCGGCUCUCUCAGAAACAGGGCUCAGUACAGAACUUCCACAGCUGA
Grammomys surdaster is the source of this 5811-nucleotide messenger RNA. Its product is annotated as KIAA1549 ortholog. The record is from RefSeq and is a predicted model, not a curated record. Bases 1 to 5811 code for a protein of 1936 amino acids. Lineage: Eukaryota; Metazoa; Chordata; Mammalia; Rodentia; Muridae. The transcript is spliced from 20 exons.